Messenger RNA from Aspergillus affinis, 1206 nucleotides. RefSeq lists its product as uncharacterized. The transcript has 6 exons. Bases 1 to 1206 code for a protein of 401 amino acids. Lineage: Eukaryota; Fungi; Ascomycota; Eurotiomycetes; Eurotiales; Aspergillaceae. The record is from RefSeq and is a predicted model, not a curated record.
AUGGACGGACUUCAAGUCGCUCCCACGCAACAAAAGGCAGUCAACCGAGAUGCCGAAGGCUUGCAGCCUAUCGUUCCGCCGGGGACGGUGUACUACGGAACUACAUACGAUCCUGACCCAACGACCGAGCCCCUUAAAGCACCUGCGAGAAAGAAGACUAUCUGUGGCUUACAACCGGCGGUGUUCUGGCUGUCGGUGAUCAUCGCAGCGUUGAUUGUUGGAGGAGCCGUGGGGGGAGGAGUCGGUGGUUCGUUGGCCAGCAAGAAUCACGACACGAAUACUUCACCUCAGUCAACGGGCACCGCGAUAUCAAGCGCUUCCAGUCCGUCCACUACCCAAGAAAAAACGACCAUGUCGGCGACUUCGUCUGCCCCCGCCACCUCCGGCACCAGUGGACUCGCCUCGGAUCCCUGCCCGGCCAUCAAUCAAACCACCAUUCGAGCCUCCACUGGAUCGCUGUUCUCGGUUCUCUGCAGCGUGGACUGGCCGAACGGCGUCAAGUCGGCCGACGGAAAGGGCAAAGUGCAGGAUCUGGAUUAUCGCACGGAAUACUCGCUGGAGGACUGCAUUGGCGCCUGCGUGGACUACAACCGAGACCGCACCAAGGAAACAUGCAAAGGCGUCACCUAUUCCGCCAACUUAACCGCCGCCUUUGACGGGGGCCAAGGAGGGAAUUUCUAUUUGCCUAGCGCAGAAGCCCGACCUUGGGACAUGGCAUCCUGGAAGCGUCUACUGGUCGCUGAAUUUCGUCCACGGAGUGUCUGGGAUCUCAACCACCCACAUUCCUUUGAGCUCGGUAUCAUUUCCCCCAGUCCCAUCGGCGAAGUGACUUCCCCUGACAUGAUUUGUAACGAAGGGGGUAUAAACGAUGACACAAUGGCGGCAACUAAGACCUAUAUCGUGUCGCCUGGUGACCAGAUCGGGUUCACUGUCAAUAUUGAAAUUGGUCACCCGGGCCCUUUAGCCGUCAAUCUCAGUCGAGCCCCCGACGGCGUGGCCGCCAAUGCCUAUAAGGGAGAAGGAGACUGGUUCAAAGCUUACGCCAUGACCUCCCCCAGGAUCUGCCCCGCGGCGAACACCUGUAGCCAGGCCCGGUUCUAUAUUGGAUGUGCGCAGCUCAAGGUCACUGGACAUGGCGAUGGAGUCCCCAGUCCCACAGUGAAAAUCCCUGGUGUUUACGAUGGCACGAGCCGGGUCUUCUGGUGA